Messenger RNA from Parus major (Great Tit), 2960 nucleotides. RefSeq names its product mitochondrial poly(A) polymerase (gene MTPAP). The transcript has 8 exons. Gene Ontology annotation, molecular function: poly(A) RNA polymerase activity. Gene Ontology annotation, cellular component: mitochondrion. NCBI's taxonomy places the organism in Eukaryota, Metazoa, Chordata, Aves, Passeriformes, Paridae. The record is from RefSeq and is a predicted model, not a curated record. The coding region runs from base 417 to 1574 and encodes 385 amino acids.
CUGAAGGCAGUACCAGAAAGAAGACAUUUGCUGAAGUCCAAACAGAACGAUUGGAUCAAGCUGAACGGACUGUUUUAAUUAAGUGCCCAUCAAAACUUAAUGAAAAAAAAUUAUUGCAGUACUUAUCCAGUCAUGGGAAUGUUAAGAGCCAUUUCUUUUUUGAAAAUCGUGGCAUCAAUGCUUUAAUAGAGUUUUCAGAAAAGAGCAGUAUAGCCUCAUUGCAGGAUGCUGUUGGGAUCCCAAGUGCUUCAGAGCAUCAUGUUGUCCCAUUUAAAUCAAGACUUUUUACUUUCACCUUGAAAAACCCAGUGAGUCAACACGUUGAAGACACACCACUUCACCUCUCUCCUCAGUGUCACAUUCCAGUGAAAGACCUUAUUGAAAAGCUUUGUCUUGCAGACAGCAUAAGCAGUCAGAUGUGCAUUCUACUGAAUGAGUAUCAGCUUACAGAAGAAAACAUCAAGCUGCGAUUUCUGGCCUGUUCUUUGGUUCGGGAUUUUGCACGUGCAUAUUUCCCAGACAGCACGGUAAAGCCGUUUGGCUCUUCAGUCAACACGUUUGGCAAAUUGGGAUCUGAUGUGGACAUGUUUUUGGACUUUGGUGAUACAGGAAAGCAUGCUACAAAAAUGAAAAAAGGUCCCUUUGAAAUGGAGUAUCAGAUGAAAAGAUUACCAUCGGAAAGAUUAGCAACUCAGAGGAUUCUUUCUGUGAUUGGAGACUGCCUUGAUAAUUUUGGUCCUGGGUGUGCGAAUGUACAGAAGAUCCUCAAUGCCCGCUGCCCUCUAGUGAAAUUUUCCCAUCAGCCGACAGGAUUCCAGUGUGAUCUGUCAGUGAGCAACAGCAUUGCAAUAAGAAGUUCAGAACUCUUGUAUAUCUAUGGCUGUCUUGAUUCCCGUGUACGAGCAUUAGUGUUCACUAUACGAUGUUGGGCUCGUGUCCAUGGACUUACAAAUAGUGCUCCUGGUACCUGGAUCACAAACUUCUCUCUGACCAUGAUGGUCAUGUUUUUUCUGCAGAGGAGAUCGCCACCUAUCAUUCCAACACUAGACCAACUUAAAGCACUUGCAGAUGAAAAAGACAAGCAUAUAAUUGGAAGAUAUGAUUGCUCAUUUGUUAGCGAUUUAAGGAAGAUUAAACCUACAAAAAAUACAGAAACACUUGAUGUAUUGUUGGGCGAGUUUUUUGAAUAUUUUGGAAACUUUGAUUUCAGAAAGAACUCCUUAAAUCUUCGAAAGGGAAAGGAAGUAAAUAAGCCUGAGUCGUCUCCUCUUUAUAUCUGGAAUCCCUUUGAACAAGACCUUAAUAUCAGCAAGAAUGUUAAUCAGCCACAGCUGGAGAAAUUUAUAGCUAUGGUCAGAGAAAGUGCCUGGAUUUUACAGAAGGAAGAUAAAACUCAGCAAAUGAUCAAUAAAGAACCUUGGGGACUGGCAGCUCUACUGAUACCAUUUGGAAAAAGUAAUUCCAGCAAGAUGAGGAAUAGGAUGAAAGGAAUAGGAAGUGAAACAAUCAGAAGCCUCUUGGACUCUUUAAAGUUAAAUAAUGCAAACAGUCAACAAAAAGCAGUGGGAAAAUGACUUUAAGCACAGAAACAUAGUAGCUGAUAUUCUGUUUAAGGAAUUAUAUGUGACACACAGUCCAAAGAACAUUACUUUUAAUAUUUCUAUUAUGGGGAAUGGAGAAUCAAGCAAUCUCUGGUUUCCAUCGUGAUAAUUUUUGUACAGGUCUGCUUUCUGUACAUUUUUCUUCUCCUUACUCCUCAGUUUCCUUCUGUUUUAUGAAUGAAAAAUACUCAAAUAUAAGUUUUACAGAUGCAUUUUGGAAGUAGCCUUCAGUUGGGCACUCUACUGUAAAAAAGGCUGACAGGAGCAGUAUGGGGAAAAAGCCUUUGGGAAUUCUCUUGGCUAGCAUACAAAUGAUAUGCUAAUUAAAAGCUCAAGAAACAACCACCUUUCCAUGAAACCACAGUCUGGAAGAAGAUAAGUGUGUUGGACCCAUUGUUUCCAAUCCAGUCGUGUUUUGGAAGCCAGUAAAACCGAAGUGUGUGUAUCUAUUUUUGCAGUUGUUUUCCAUUCAUGUAGAUAGUGUCAAGACAAAUAAAGAGGAUGGAAUUAGAUAGUCGGGUUUGCAGUUUCGUAAAGCAUUGCACCACCACAGCUCUCCAAGGAUAGUGCCACUGUUUUCUGUUGGAAAGGUGGGUUUGCUCUUGUGUUUACCACCUGAUUUCAGGUGUCUUUAGUUAACUCUCCUUUGUUUUCUCUACCCAGGACUGGUCUCCACCCACACUUGUUUCUUAUUUUGCCUUCAGCUUCACUUUAAACCUGUAUUUCAGGUUCAGGCAGGGGUUCUUGAAUGCUCUUCUUGCUUCAUCACUCUCCCCAAAGUUGCUGCUUACUAGGUGACAUCAAAGCAUUCCUGCGGAGGGAUCUGUCCUGUGCAGAGAUCCAGAGAAUCAUGUAUUAUGCUGGAGUCCUGUUCCCAGGUUCCAAAACCUUGCCUUGGUUUUCAGAUAUUCAGUAGAACAGUGGCUGUUGCCAUUUCCAGAUCAGUUGGAUCAGCAGAGUCAGUGCUUUUUGUUGACUUAAAACAUUGAGUGCUCUUUGCAUCUACCACAAAAAGAAGUCUUUUCACAGGAAGGGGGGUGGAGGAGAAGGAAUAAAAUGGGAAAUGGAGAGCAGGCAGAUAUCAAAAUUUAAAAGUACAUUUGGGAGUAUUUCACCUGUCCAGUUUGAGAGCCACUCAUGCAUUAGACUAAAUGGUAGCACUGUUAGCAAUUCCACAGAAUGUUUUCUUCAUUCUUAACAGAAAUUCUGUAAAGGAAAUUACUGUAUUCAGAGAUAAUAAUAUAGAUGAAACAUCAAUUUUAUGAUAACUUUCAUUUUCAGUAUUUUCACAUUAUUUAAUGUUGCACUGGUAUACAACCUUGUGUAGACAUUUUUCUAAUGGUUUGAUCUGAACAAUUU